Molecule: messenger RNA, 677 nt
Organism: Geodia barretti
Lineage: Eukaryota; Metazoa; Porifera; Demospongiae; Tetractinellida; Geodiidae
Source: the annotation of a GenBank genome assembly
UCAUAGUCAAUUCCCUCUCGACAAUAGGAAACACCUCAACCGCACAGCUGCAAAUAAAGAGCUGAGUCAUUGCAGAUACGCCCCCAUUUUCGCAUACUUACCUUUCAUCGGUAGAACUCUCUGCGCUCGGGUCUGCACAAUCCACGCACUCAGCUACAGACGCCAUCGCAUCUACAGCUUUUUCCGUUCUCAACUGACACUUGCAGGCGAUGGGUAUAUAGCCCAGCUGUCGUCUGUGCAGCAGAUCCUUACAGGUGCGCACUACUUAGAACAUGUGUCGGUGUUGUCGUGGCAACUUCCGCCUGGAACCUGACCGCGCCCGGAUAAACCCAGACUUUAUUAACUCCACCCCAUUCUGGCACUGGACGGAGCCAUUCUGGCGGCUCUUUCUCUCUCUGCUGCCUAUAACGGACCAGACCAGACUUCUGCCUCGCGAAUGCCAAAUGGCUGAAGCCCCGACAAUAAACGAGACGUUAACACCGGACGAUGCGGGGAUGAUGGUGGAGGAACUGCUGGAGGCACAGAACCACACCCUCACCCUGGGUCGGGUGCUGAACGUCACUUCUCGCGACGUGAAGGCCAUUCAGGCGACGUACCAGCAGCCAAAGGAGAGGCUAUUCCACAUUGUCAUCGCUUUCUUGCGCCAAGAAACGCUCACUACUAGCUAGCUCAAACUU